This is a messenger RNA of Penaeus vannamei (Pacific white shrimp), 1020 nucleotides long. The record is from RefSeq and is a predicted model, not a curated record. NCBI's taxonomy places the organism in Eukaryota, Metazoa, Arthropoda, Malacostraca, Decapoda, Penaeidae.
GAGGAGAGAGAAAGAGAGAGAGAGGGCAAAAGGGCGAAAGAGAACGAGCGAGAGAGCGAAAGAGAGAGAGAGAGAGAGCGAGAGCGAGCGCGCGCGUGUGGGCCCGGCAGGAUGCGGCGCGGGCCAAGGCUUCGCCAAGCCAAGCCAGGAGUUGGGUCGUGGCGGCGGCGGCGUUCGGUGCUGGCUUCUUCGCGCUGGUUAUUAUAGAAAAAGAUAAUUCCUGGGAUUUGGAAAGGGCUUAAUCAAACAGACUAAUAAUGAGACCCACUGCGAGUGCUGAAAUAGAAAUGAAAUAGUGUCCCCGCGCCGUUCUCUUUCAUUUCACAGAAAAUGGACCAGGAAUGACCUAUCGUGUCUUUCCAGCAACGAAAGUCCUUGUGGAAUAAAUAAGUAUAAAAAAAAGAGUCUCACAUGCGUUGUAAUUAAAGAAAAAGGUUUCACGUGGUGGUGGCUGUUGAGCGAAGAGUCAAGAAGCACACAAAGAGAAAAGAAUAUAAAUCCCAGGAAAAGAAUAGUUUCCCCCUCGCCAACCCUUCAACCGACAGAAAACGUUGACGUUCAGAACCGUUUUCUUUGACGACGGAGAUCGAGAGGAACUUUUCUUGCGUGUCCAAAUCUCCGAUUCACAAUUUUCCAAAAAAAAAGUUGCAAAAAUUCCAAAAAAAAAAGAAAAAUAUCGGCCCUCACUUCAAGGACUUAAAAAGUGAGCGUCAAAUGGUAAGUGGAGAAGCAGUGAGCGGAGAUAGAGAGCGUUGUGGGCGGGAAAUGCUACUUAUCCAAGUGCCAAUGGGCGGGAGAGGCCGUCGGGUGGCCUUCCACAAUCCACAGGCCGGCGAGGGGCGCGGAGGGCAGCACCACCAUCAGCACCAGCAGCAUCACCAGCAAGCGGACCCUGCGGCGAUGAAGAAGGAGAGGAGCUUCGUCAGGCACUCUCACCACCAGCAGUACCAGCACUCCAACGCCAACAACAACAACAACAACAAUAACAACAACAACAGCCACCACCACCACCACCAGAAU